Olea europaea var. sylvestris is the source of this 1133-nucleotide messenger RNA. Its product is annotated as eukaryotic translation initiation factor 6-2. Gene Ontology annotation, molecular function: ribosomal large subunit binding. Gene Ontology annotation, biological process: assembly of large subunit precursor of preribosome; maturation of 5.8S rRNA; ribosomal subunit export from nucleus. Gene Ontology annotation, cellular component: nucleolus; cytosol; preribosome, large subunit precursor. The transcript is spliced from 7 exons. Bases 207 to 944 code for a protein of 245 amino acids. The record is from RefSeq and is a predicted model, not a curated record. NCBI's taxonomy places the organism in Eukaryota, Viridiplantae, Streptophyta, Magnoliopsida, Lamiales, Oleaceae.
ACAUCUUUCAAUAAUAAUAUCCAUGCCCCCCAGCACCCUUCUGCAAACCCGCCCGUAAAACCUGUCUCAAACGUAAUCCUUCCCAGAAACCCUAAGCCUUAAAAUCGUCUAGCCCUCACGCUGUUUAAUCGAUUCAGACAAAUUAGUUUGGAUCCAUAAUCUAUUUUACACCACAAACGUUUCAUCCUUCGACCCAAUCAAUCUCGAUGGCAACUAGAUUGCAAUUUGAGAACAACUGUGAAGUUGGUGUUUUUUCCAAGUUGACCAAUGCAUAUUGUUUGGUCGCAAUUGGGGGUUCUGAAAGCUUUUACAGCACCUUUGAGGCUGAAUUGGCGGAUGUUAUUCCGGUGGUCAAAACCUCGAUUGGUGGCACUAGAAUUAUAGGACGCCUAUGUGCUGGAAAUAAAAAUGGGCUACUCUUGCCUCACACCACCACCGAUCAAGAACUGCAACACUUGAGGAACAGUCUGCCAGAUUCCGUUGUUGUUCAGCGCAUUGAGGAGCGAUUAUCUGCUCUGGGGAACUGCAUUGCAUGCAAUGAUCACGUUGCUCUUACACACCCUGAUCUGGACAAGGAAACUGAGGAGAUGAUUGCAGAUGUUCUUGGGGUAGAAGUUUUCAGACAGACAGUUGCUGGUAAUAUACUUGUGGGUAGUUACUGUGCAUUUUCUAACAGAGGUGGCUUGGUCCAUCCUCAUACAUCUAUAGAGGACUUGGAUGAAUUGUCGACCCUUCUUCAGGUUCCUUUGGUGGCUGGGACUGUGAAUCGUGGAAGUGAAGUGAUAGCCGCUGGCUUGACGGUCAAUGACUGGACAGCAUUUUGCGGAUCAGACACAACUGCAACGGAAUUAUCAGUAAUUGAGAGCGUCUUCAAGUUGAGAGAAGCUCAACCCAGUGCUCUCGUCGAUGAGAUGAGAAAAUCAUUGAUUGACACCUAUGUUUGAGUUUCAUUUCAAGUUAAAUGUGCGGAUGUUUAUACUGCACUUUUACUCUGGUUUUAAUUAGUUUCCAGUUUUAUGGAGAGAUUUUCGAUCUCUGUAUUAUGACAUGCAAGUUAAUAUUUCCUGUAUCCGUUGUCUUUGAUGAAGUAACUUCCUUCUUCACUAUGGUUAAGCAUAUUUUCCUUUUUCUCA